Messenger RNA from Hemicordylus capensis (graceful crag lizard), 2154 nucleotides. It is a transcript of the gene KLF1, whose product is annotated as KLF transcription factor 1. The record is from RefSeq and is a predicted model, not a curated record. NCBI's taxonomy places the organism in Eukaryota, Metazoa, Chordata, Lepidosauria, Squamata, Cordylidae. Gene Ontology annotation, molecular function: DNA-binding transcription factor activity, RNA polymerase II-specific; RNA polymerase II cis-regulatory region sequence-specific DNA binding. Bases 235 to 1344 code for a protein of 369 amino acids. Gene Ontology annotation, biological process: regulation of transcription by RNA polymerase II. The transcript has 3 exons.
GCACCACCCUUCCAGGCUAGUAAGUGAGAGAGUAACUGUUAAGGAUAAAAGAGUUAGAAUAGUGAGUUUUGUCUUUAAGCAAAAGAAGAAAGUAGAGAGAAAGAUGUACAUAUGAACCAAAAGAAAGGAACUCUAGGAAUUACUACAACUCAACCUGAUUUGGUGUUCUGCUACUACCAUUGUAAUCAUUGUUAUUAUUGUUUUCUGCACUAGCGGUUUUGCUAUCUCUGGGCCAUGGCAUUUGUUGAGACUGUGUUGCCCUCAGUGGGUCUACUGGGUGGAUUCAACCACUUCCAGGAUGUGCAAUCUGAAGUUUUCCAGUGGAGGAAAAUAGAGCAUUCUCCAGACCCCUUGGCUCUGGGGUCCCUGGAUAUGCCCUGCCCUGAAGGAGUUCAGGUCAAGCAAGAGUGUGAUGAAGCCUGCUGGGACCUUGACUUUCUCCUGAGCAACUUUUCUGUUUCGGAACCAGUCACUAAUGCUUCUCGGGCAGGCCAAGAAGAAGAACAACCCUUGAUGUCUGCUCCCUCUCGGAUGGGAACCUUUGAGGACGGAACUAGAGGAAGUCACAGGGCUCCAGAUGUUUCUGGGUUGCCAGAUGUGGACACCAAAUUCCUACCAGGGGAGAACACUAUGAACUGUGUCCCUGCCUUGCACAGUUACACCCAGGAGGCAAGAGAUCCCAGUAAGGGCCAAGUACCCUUUAGCCAGGAGCUGCAUCAGUGUAUUGCUCAGGCAGACUGUGGGGCACCUGAUCUAGUUGGACAGCAUAAUGGGGAGCCAAAGCAGAUAGCUUACAGCCGGUAUUACCAGUUGGCCUAUGUACACCCAUUUCCCCCUUUAUUAGGCAAGCAUACGCCUUAUAGUCAGCUACCGUUGGUACAGUCACAGCUGCAACACUGCAGUCUGCUGAGUAGCUGCCAUCCUUUCUACCAUGACCAGUAUCAAGCCAGACUUCAGCUGUACCAGACAGAGUCCUCUCUGCCCACUUCACCUCUUCUUGGCCUCAUGACGCCUCCUUUGCCUGCUGCGGAGGCUGCAGCCAAGCCUAAGAAGAACCAUAAGUCCUGGCCACGCAAGCGCCCUGCCAGCCACAUCUGCAGUCACCCCAGCUGUGGGAAGACCUACACCAAGAGCUCCCAUCUCAAGGCCCAUCUCCGCACCCACACAGGUGAGAAGCCAUAUCACUGCACAUGGGAAGGGUGUGGCUGGAAAUUUGCCCGCUCAGACGAGCUGACUCGCCAUUAUCGCAAGCACACCGGGCAGCGCCCAUUCAAGUGUUGCCUCUGCCAACGUGCUUUCUCCCGCUCAGAUCACCUCUCCCUGCACUUGAAGAGACAUGUAUAAUUGAUGCUGAAACUGCAGACUGCACUGGAUGUUCUGAGCUCCCAGGAUGGGGACUGAUGGUGGGGUGAAGGAUAGCUGGGAAUUGAUACCUUCAUCUGGCCCCUCUGUAAGAGAAUAGCUGUGCUCUAUGUGCACUUAUUUCCAAGAAAUGGGGAAAUAGGGUUUAAGUGAGGUAGUGGUCUUGGUCACCUUUUUGGGAUUCAAAAUAAUUUUCUUUCAUCUUUCUCCCCCUGCCACCACCACCCGCCCAACAUUUAUACAACUCCUGCCCAUAGGGCCAAUGCUCAUUUACUAUAUGACUUGUUUUGCAACAGAACCUCAAAAAGGACCUCCUUGCUUGUCUUUAAUAACUUGUUCUGGAUUGUUCCCAAUAUGUGCCAGUGGUACUGGCAUUUGGGAAUAGAGCCACCUUCUCCUUUUUUCAGUUUUUUUUUAAACUACCAUAUUAUCAUCAAGCAGAGCAUGGUCAAGUCAAGUUUUAUUUACGGUCCUAGACCAAACAAUCCAUGCAUGCAAACAGCAGAACAGAGCAUGGUCUUCAGCAGUACUCUGUCAACUUCUCUUUUUGGUGUGUCCUGCUAAUAUAUGUUAAUGCCCAAGCAAUGCAGAGGGGAGGCGGGGGGGGGGGUGGCUACUUCAAGGCAAGCCUGGGAUCAGAGGUACCAAGUCCAGCAGGUUUUAAAAAUAUAUCCUGUGUAUGAAAUGGAAACUGGAGCAAUAGUGCCCUCUAUGGGUAAGGACUGCAGCUUUUUGUAUCAAACUGAAUUGACUGAAGAAAUACUGCUCACAAUAAAAACAGGCAGCACUUGU